Hemicordylus capensis (graceful crag lizard) is the source of this 917-nucleotide messenger RNA. Its product is annotated as C-factor-like. The record is from RefSeq and is a predicted model, not a curated record. Lineage: Eukaryota; Metazoa; Chordata; Lepidosauria; Squamata; Cordylidae. The transcript has 7 exons. Bases 1 to 861 code for a protein of 286 amino acids.
AUGUGUGCACACCCCUGGUGGGCCCUCCUGAGGCCCCAAGUAGAGGCCGUGAACAAGACGUGGCAGCUGCUGUCUGCUUUCCCCCUUAGAGAGCAUAGCGAACAGAGCAUAGCGAACAGGGAUAGCAAACAGGACAUAGGAGUUUUGCAGGAGUUUAGCGGGAAGUGUGCGGGGGAGCCUGGAACAAGCCCCCGCGAUCACAAGGAUCACAAGGAGCCUGGUGGAGAAGAGAACGAGCUGCGGAGCCUGGCUUUGGCUCACCCCAACCUGGUCGUGCUCCAGCUAGAUAUCCGAGAUCUGAAGAGCAUCGAGGCUGCCGUGCAGAGAGUGAAGGCGUGUGUGAAAGAGAAAGGGCUGACUCUGCUGAUCAAUAAUGCCGGCAUUCUGAUCAAAUUCAUCCGCCUGGCCAGCGAAACGGCUGAGACCAUGGCCAGGCUGUUCCACACCAACACCUUGGGCGCCUUGCAAGUGAGCCAGGCAUUCCUGCCCCUGCUGAAGGCGGCUGCCCAGCAAAGCCACUUGGCAGGGCUGAGCUGCAGCAAGGCCGCCAUCGCCAACAUCUCCAGCGACUUUGGCUCGAUCGCAAAGGAGUCCGGAUGGCUUCUCUCUCAGGUGGUCUCCUAUCGUUGCAGCAAGACUGCCCUGAACAUGCUGACCAGGUGCCAGGCCUUGGAGUACAAGCAGUUUGGGAUUCUCUGCAUUGCCAUCCACCCUGGCUGGGUGAAAACUGCCAUGGGGUCAUGUCUGCUCCCGACGACAGUGAAAAAGAGCACCACUGGGAUUGUGGAAGUCCUUUCCACGCUCACUGAGAAAGAGACCGGCUCUUUCCUCGACUGGGAAGGAAAUCCGGUUCCUUGGUGACGGAGGUGUCAGGCAGGAUGGAGACCUCCCAGCCCCACCAGACCAUUGUGUCGCCA